GAGAAGGCCCAUUUCAACCAAGCCCAGAAGAUAACUUUUUGCAUAGUCAUAACUCAGAAACCGUAAUUUUCUCUGCUUUCGAAAGUUAAAAAACGCGAUCUUUCACACUGAACCAGCAAAAUGUGACCCAAAAUGCUUACCCAGCUCCUCAGAGAUAACUGCUCCCACCUCCGUCUCCAUCCACCAAAAGCCGACAACUUUUCGACCACCACACUGGUGGAAGCCACAACUCUAGCCACCCUUGUUCUCAAUUCAUCAAACCCGCAAACUCUAGCCCAUUCGCUUCACUCUCCCGCCAUCCAAUGGACCCCGCAGCUAGUCAAUGCAGUCCUUAAAUGUCUCUGGAACCACGGUCCCAAGGCCCUUCAAUUCUUCAACCUCCUUUCCCACCAUCCUUCCUACUCACACCACGCUUCCUCCUUUGACCACGCUAUCGACAUCUCUGCCCGCCUCCGUGAUAAUCGCACCGUCUGGGCCCUCGUUUCUCGCAUGCGCUCUAGCCGCCUCGGAACCUCCCCGAAGACCUUCGCAAUUAUUGCUGAAAGGUAUGCUGCAUCGGGAAAAGCCCAUAGGGCAGUGAAAGUUUUCAUGUCUAUGCAUGAAUAUGGAUGUUUUCAAGAUCUUUCUUCAUUUAAUACAAUUCUUGAUGUGUUGUGUAAGUCGAAACGAGUAGAAAUGGCUUAUAAUUUGUUUAGGGCUUUAAGGGGUAGGUUUAAGGCUGAUUGUGUUAGUUAUAAUAUAAUUGUUAAUGGCUGGUGUUUGAUUAAGAGAACACCAAAAGCCUUAGAGGUGUUGAAGGAGAUGGUGGAGAGAGGUUUAACACCAAAUUUGACUACUUACAAUAUAAUGCUUAAAGGGUAUUUUAGAGCUGGUCAAAUUAAUGCAGCUUGGGAUUUCUUUUUGGAAAUGAAGAAGAGGAAAUGUGAGAUUGAUGUUGUUACUUACACUACUGUGAUUCAUGGGCUUGGUGUUGCGGGUGAGAUUAAGAGAGCUCGAAAGGUUUUUGAUCAGAUGGUGAAGGAAGGGGUACUCCCUUCUGUACCAACUUAUAAUGCUUUGAUUCAGGUACUAUGUAAGAAGGAUAAUGUAGAUAAUGCCAUAUUAGUUUUCGAGGAGAUGGUGAAGAUGGGUUAUGUCCCUAAUUCAACAACUUAUAACUUGGUGAUUAGAGGAUUGUGUCAUGCAGGUGAAAUGCAGAGGGCAUUGGCAUUUACGGAGAGAAUGAAAUAUGAUGAAUGCAAGACAAAUGUUCAAACAUACAAUAUUUUGAUUAGGUACUUCUGUGAUUCAGGAGAGAUUGAGAAGGGGUUGGAUUUAUUUCAGAAGAUGGGCACUGAAGAUUGCUUGCCAAAUUUGGACACCUAUAAUAUACUAAUAAGUGCAAUGUUUGUGAGGAAAAAGUCAGCUGAUAUCUUGGUGGCAGGGAAGUUAUUGGUUGAGAUGAUUGAUAGAGGAUUUCUUCCUCGAAAACUUACUUUCAAUCGGGUUCUUGAUGGGCUUUUAUUAACUGGUAACCAAGGCUUCGCUAAAGAGAUUCUGAGUUUACAGAGUAGAUGUGGCCAUCUUCCCAGUAAAUUUAAACUAUGAAGCCUGUAAGAAUUCAGAUUGGCCUCUAAAUUAUGCGGAUCUUGUUACAUUACCUUUUCUAUUUGUAAGAUAACAAUACUACUGCACUAUACUAAUUAACAAUGCUGCUGUUAUCCAUUCUAUGAUAUUUGCAGUGAAAUUAAAAAGCUAGGAGAGUAUAUGUUCAAAUGGUAAAGUAGGCAGGGCUUCCUUCAAUUUGCAAGUUGUGUUGCUUUUAUACAACUUUUGUAGAACUAUGCAUGGAAAAUGCUACACUUUAUCCCUGUGGAACGUGGAAAAGUGAAAAAGUGCAUUUUCAUUGAAUGAAGAACUACAAUGGGCAUUACUUGGCUUGGGGUUUCUUAUGCAUACUUCUGGAAGCAAGAAUAGGUGGGCAAUGGGUAUCGCAUACUGGCAUAUUUCUGUUGGAAAAACAAAAUCUUGUUUCGUUUUACUAUUGUGGAGAAGAGAUAAGUUUCCUUUUGAGUGAUGCUGGCUUGUUUAGGUCUUUUAUUAAUGGGUUUCUAGAAUGUAUUCUCCCCCAGCUUUCAUGCUGCAUUUCAGCUUUCUAUGAUAAGAGAUUGUGUAUUUGAAGGUUAGUAUAAAUCAGUUUAUAAUGAAUUUUAAUCUGUUGAUUAUGUAUUGUGGUGCCUUGCACAGUUGCACUUGUUUCCCCUUUUCAGGAAAUGUUAAAUCUUGAUGAAUUUCCUGAACUGAGAAAUCCCAAGCACUUGGAAAUGAAGAUUACCCUACAGACUAAUAAUAGUCUCCUUUAAAUAGAGGCCUCUCUAUUCAUGGUGAUUGGGGAUAUUUGUGUUUCAGUUGUGGCCUUGUGGUAGUGUGAGCGUGUGCAUGUGCCAUUUCCUUUCUACAUUUGAGCAAGCCUCAAAAAUAUUGUUUUGAUACUUGCUACAGGUUUCUCCUUCAAAUGCAAGUGAGAAGUUGGCAAAUCAUACAUUUAGCACCAGAAUGUGGUGGAAUUGACCGUGAUAAUGACUGAGCUAUAGACCUUGGAUUUGUCAUGUAUUAGCACGCUCUUGUACUUGAGAAAUUGAUUGUUGAUACUUGCAUCGUUAACCAUUAUCCAUUGUAAGAGGAUAUUGAGGAGAAAUAUGAAUAAUUUCAAAUUUUGGGUUUUA
Molecule: messenger RNA, 2705 nt
Organism: Hevea brasiliensis (rubber tree)
Lineage: Eukaryota; Viridiplantae; Streptophyta; Magnoliopsida; Malpighiales; Euphorbiaceae
Product: pentatricopeptide repeat-containing protein At1g74900, mitochondrial
Exons: 3
Coding region: 133-1587 (484 amino acids)
Molecular function (GO): protein binding
Source: RefSeq, a predicted model, not a curated record